Messenger RNA from Aplosporella prunicola CBS 121167, 1383 nucleotides. RefSeq lists its product as uncharacterized. The coding region runs from base 1 to 1383 and encodes 460 amino acids. The transcript has 3 exons. The record is from RefSeq and is a predicted model, not a curated record. Gene Ontology annotation, cellular component: RNA polymerase II transcription regulator complex. Gene Ontology annotation, molecular function: transcription cis-regulatory region binding; DNA-binding transcription activator activity, RNA polymerase II-specific. NCBI's taxonomy places the organism in Eukaryota, Fungi, Ascomycota, Dothideomycetes, Botryosphaeriales, Aplosporellaceae.
AUGCCCUUUGCCCCAAAGAGAGCCUGUGCUAACGCGAGCCUGCAGCAGAGCCUAGAGAUGAGUUUAAGAGAGCAUCUGCUCGCUGCGGGUGCUGGCCAGCCACAACCCCCUCCGCAGCCUGUCGCGCCCGGUCCGCAAGCCCAUGCACCCGACGUCCACGGCCACCACCACAUCGACCCCGCCAUAGCCGGAAGCGGAUACCCCAUGAGCGCGGGCGAGGCGGGCGACGGCCACCUGAGCGAGGGUGGGCGCAAGGGCCGGCGCGAGCUCUCGACGUCGAAGCGCGCCGCUCAGAACCGCGCCGCACAGCGCGCAUUCCGUCAGCGUAAGGAGGAGUACAUCAAGUCGCUCAAGGAUCAGGUCAAGGAUUAUGAGCAGAUGGCGACUAGCUACAAGGCCAUCCAGGCCGAAAACUACGCGCUGCGCGACUACAUUAUCAACCUCCAGUCGCGUCUGGUCGAGGCGCAGGGCACAUUCCCCGACCCGCCGGCCGACAUCAACUUGUCGCGUGAGGAAGGCGCCGAUCACCACCACCAUCAGCCCCAGAACAACCAGGCCCACCAGGCCCAGAACCACCUCGGUCAGUCGCAGCACGACUCCAUGUCGGCACCGACGGCCCCUAUGACGUCUUCUGCGGCGGCGCAACUCCAGGCAGCCGCGUCUCAAGCUGCAGCUGCCCAGGCCGCUGCGGCGCAUGCCUCGACGGAGCUCAACAACGGCCAGAAGCACGGCCACCAGCACGAGGAUCCACAGUACAUGACGGGCGGUGAAUACCCGCCGGCCAAGAGGCCAAGGAGCGAAGAGAACGGGGGCGGUGGUGCAGGAAUGACUUCAGUUAACGCUGGAGGUAAUGCCGAGCUUCAUUCUCCUUACUCUGCGCCCCAUCACCCCACCUCUGCCCACCAACACCCCCACCACCCGCACCCACACCACCAGCACCAACACUCGUUCUCCGGUGCAGGCACCGCCCACACGCCGUCUCCGUCGGCGCACUCGGCGCCCAGCACCCUGCACCACUCCCCUGCCUCGUCGUCCGCCCUCCCGCCGCGCGCCGACUCGUCGUCGUCGGCGGGCUUCCCCGCCUACGCGCCCGUGUCUUACAAUCAUCUGGUACAGCACCCCCAUCAGCAGCAGCCCAGCAACAGCAGCACGCCGCAGCCGGCUCCGGGCCAGGCGCCGCACCAGCAGGGGCCCCAUCCGCAGCAUCAGCAGCCGCAGCCGCAGCCGCAAGCGUCGUCGGACGGCAUGAAGGUUGAGGGGGACGAGGCCAUGGCGGCGGUUUUGAGGGCCGAGUCGGCGCGACAGGAGGCGUUGCAGCAGCGGGAACGGGAGCAGCAGCAGCAGCAGCAGCAGCACGAGGGGGCGAGUCAGGAGAAGGCGUGA